GUCAAAGCAUUCGGUCCCGGGUUGGAGCCAGUGGGCUGCAUCGUGAACAAACCGGCCGAGUUCACCAUCGAUGCUCGAGGAGCCGGGAAAGCAGCGCUCAAGAUCUAUGCUCAGGAUGCAGAAGGCACCCCCAUUGACAUCAAAGUCAAGGACAAUGGCAACGGGACCUUCUCCUGCGUCUACGUCCCCACCAAGGCCAUCAAGCACACCAUCAUCAUCAGUUGGGGAGGCGUCAACAUCCCCAAGAGUCCAUUCCGGGUGAGUGUCGGAGAAGGUAGCCACCCCGAUAAAGUCAAGGUGUACGGUCCUGGAGUCGAGAAAACUGGGCUGAAGGCCAACGAACCCACCUACUUCACUGUGGACUGCAGCGAGGCUGGCCAAGGAGACGUGAGCAUUGGGAUUAAAUGUGCCCCUGGGGUGGUGGGACCAGCAGAAGCCGACAUCGAUUUCGACAUCAUCAAGAACGACAACGACACCUUCACGGUGAAAUACACCCCGCCGGGCCCUGGGCGUUAUACCAUCAUGGUGCUCUUCGCCAACCAGGAAAUCCCCAUAAGCCCUUUCCACAUCAAAGUAGACCCCUCGCACGACGCCAGCAAAGUGAAGGCCGAGGGGCCUGGCCUCAAUCGGACAGGCGUGGAGGUCGGGAAGCCCACUCACUUCACCGUCUUCACCAAGGGAGCGGGCAAAGCCAAGCUGGACGUCCACUUUGCCGGUGCCACCAAGGGCGAGGUGGUGCGUGACUUUGAGAUCAUCGACAACCACGAUUAUUCCUACACGGUCAAAUACACAGCCGUGCAGCAGGGAAACAUGGCAGUGACGGUGACCUACGGCGGUGAUGCCAUCCCCAAGAGCCCCUUCCCAGUCUACGUGGCACCCCCUCUUGACCUUGGCAAGGUCAAAGUGCAAGGACUCAACAACAAGGUCGAUGUGGGUCGGGACCAAGAAUUUAUGGUCAACACGCGAGGAGCCGGCGGCCAGGGACAGGUGGACGUGAAGAUCAGUUCGCCUUCCCGGCGCCCCAUUCCUUGCAAGAUGGAGACUGGGGCCACCAACGAUGUCCACUCGGUGAAGUACAUGCCGCCCGAAGAGGGACAGUAUAAGGUGGACGUCACCUAUGAUGGGAAUCCUGUGCCUGGAAGCCCCUUUGCUGUUGAGGCCGUGAUGCCCCCAGACCCAACCAAGGUCAGCUCCGGCCGGGUGCUCAGCGCGGCAGGAUCUCAGGGAGGGAGCGG
Molecule: messenger RNA, 1235 nt
Organism: Pseudonaja textilis
Lineage: Eukaryota; Metazoa; Chordata; Lepidosauria; Squamata; Elapidae
Source: RefSeq, a predicted model, not a curated record